Molecule: messenger RNA, 642 nt
Organism: Scleropages formosus (Asian bonytongue)
Lineage: Eukaryota; Metazoa; Chordata; Actinopteri; Osteoglossiformes; Osteoglossidae
Product: dual specificity protein phosphatase 19-like
Exons: 4
Coding region: 1-642 (213 amino acids)
Biological process (GO): protein dephosphorylation; regulation of MAP kinase activity
Cellular component (GO): cytoplasm
Molecular function (GO): JUN kinase phosphatase activity
Source: RefSeq, a predicted model, not a curated record
AUGCAUUCACUCGCACAGGAGAUCAAGUCCUUCUCCAAGACCAAUCUGAGAAAGCAAUGUACCAGGGUGACCACGCUGAGCGGCAAAAGAAUUAUCGAGACAUGGAAAGGCUCUACAGUGCAUGUGGUCGAGGACCCGCUUCCAUCCGGAGCGUCGUGUGGUUACGUGCCGGACAACAGCUGGGACCUUCAAGUCGGAGUGGUCAGGCCAUACCUGCUGCUAGCUUCACAAGAUGCUGCCCAGGAUUUUGGCACAUUAAGGAAAUUUAAGGUUUCACACAUAUUGAAUGUUGCGUAUGGUGUUGAAAACGCUUUCCCUGACUUGUUUAUUCAUAAAACAUUGAGCAUCUUGGACCUCCCGGACACGGUCAUCACUUCCUAUUUCCAGGAGUGUUCUCAGUUCAUAGACCAAGCCAAGAAAGAGAAAGGUGUCGUCCUGGUGCACUGCAAUGCCGGAGUCUCCCGUUCUGCCGCGGUUGUCAUCGGAUACCUGAUGUGCAGGGAGGGCCUGACCUUCGAUGACGCCUUCACCUUGGUGAAAAAGGCGCGACCCGUCAUUUGCCCAAACCCGGGCUUUCUGGAACAACUGAAAGGCUACAGACCACAGGGGGACCCACAGCUGAAUGGUGUCGUGCACCCUUGA